Rangifer tarandus platyrhynchus (Svalbard reindeer) is the source of this 261-nucleotide messenger RNA. NCBI's taxonomy places the organism in Eukaryota, Metazoa, Chordata, Mammalia, Artiodactyla, Cervidae. The record is from the annotation of a GenBank genome assembly.
AUGGACAUUGAAACAAUAGAAGCCAGUGUCAUGAAGACCAAUCACCUUGUAACCGUGGAAGGAGGCUGGCCACAAUUCAGAGUAGGAGCUGAAAUCUGUGCCAGGAUCAUGGAAGGCCCCGCGUUCAAUUUCCUGGAUGCUCCUGCAGUUCGUGUCACUGGUGCCAAUGUGCCUAUGCCUUAUGCAAAGAUUCUAGAAGACAACUCUGUACCUCAGGUUAAAGACAUCAUAUUUGCAAUAAAGAAAACACUGAAUAUCUAG